Messenger RNA from Ruditapes philippinarum (Manila clam), 1995 nucleotides. Its product is annotated as guanine nucleotide exchange factor DBS-like. Gene Ontology annotation, cellular component: cytoplasm. NCBI's taxonomy places the organism in Eukaryota, Metazoa, Mollusca, Bivalvia, Venerida, Veneridae. Gene Ontology annotation, molecular function: guanyl-nucleotide exchange factor activity. The record is from RefSeq and is a predicted model, not a curated record.
AUGUGCUCAGUAAAAAUGAAUGAGAAUACACUAGGAGAUGGUAUGGGUAUGGAAUCAUGUCCGUACAGUGUGCUGGAUGUAGCACAGCUGCUUCAGACAAAGUUUGCUUUUAUGUCAGGAGCCAAGGCAAAGAAUGGUGCACCAAUAAUGACAUUUCCGGACAGACCAAACACACCGGAACCUAAUGAAGAUGAGUACCGGAAAAUUGUUACCUACCUCUGUAGUAUACCCCCGUUACAUGAGACACAGAUGGGGUUUGUUUUGUUGGUAGAUCGUAGACAAAGUGGCUGGGGCUCGGUCAAGACAAUCCUCAUGAGAUUCUCAAGUUUCUUUCCUAGUCAUAUACAGGUGGUAUUCCUACUACAGCCUCAUGGCUUCUUCCAGCGAGCUUUCUCGGACUAUAGGUCAAAGUUCAAAGAGGAGUUGGAAUAUAAGGUUGUUUCCCUUGACAGUCCGGAGGCAAUGUUUGACUAUGUUGCCCCUGAAUUUGUAACACCUGAUAUGGGAGGAAAUUUAGAGUUUGAUGCCAAUGAGUGGACACAAAACAGAUGUGCUGUCGAGAAAUUUAGCAGCAAUACUGAAAAGAUAGCCUUAUCUCUUACUGAACUGAUAAAAAAGAUGGAGAUAGCGUGCACACCAAAUGAUGUUGCUGGGACGGAAAAACAGAUCAGCGAACAUUCUGCUCAGAGGAGAGAGCUUCUGGAAGACCUGGAGUCAUCAAGCUUCCAUGGGCAAACUUUGUUGAGUUGUAUAAAGGGAGAUAAUGAGAGGACUCCGCUUGUACAUUUGGCUCAUGUUCUGGAUGUUGAAAGAUUGAUUGUGCAGCUGGAAGAAACAAAGAAGAAAUUUGAUGAGUAUUGGGAGAAACAUCACUCCAAACUGCAGCAGUCUUUACAAUUGAGGAAAUUUGAGGAGAAUUUUAAAUUGUUCCAGAUAAUCUGUGAUAAGAAUAUAGACAUGUUAGAGAAGAAGAUGAAGGAGAUUGGUGAUAGUGUUAAACAAGUGGAUGAUCUUAUACAAGAGUUUGAUGAAUUUGAAACAAAAGCCAAGCAAGAGAUAGAACAAGGAGAUAAAAUGCGAGCAGACGGCGAUCAGUAUAUCAUGGAUGACCAUUACGCUGUAGAUAGUAUACGACCAAAAUGUAUAGAGUUACAGAGAAUGUGCGAACAAUAUCGGCAACUUCUGAGACGCCGCAGAGAGAUAUUGAACAAGUCACAUGAUCUGCACGAGAGAAUUGAAAAGGCUAAUAAGUGGUGUUCUAAUGGAAUGGACAUGCUAACAAGCCAGUUAGAGAAUUGUAACACCCCAGAGAGUAUUCGUCAAGCUAUUGAAGAUAUAGAUAAAUUUGUUGUCACAUCCAAGGAUCUUAAAUUAAACAAUCCUAAAGAAUUCAGACAACUGUUUGACAGUGUUAUCACAUCGGAUACAAGGGCAACAGUCCAGAAGACUUUGAAAAAGAUAGAAGAUGUUCAAUCAAUGUGUAGUAAGAGGAAAGCUGACCUUCAGACACAGGCUCGAGCCCAACCUGUACAUCAUCCAGCGCAGCCUGAUCUAGUCACUUCCUCCUCUAGAGGUCAAACAACGGUACCAGAGUAUGACCUGAGGAAGAAAGGAGGUCACAGAGAUCGACACAGGAAAGAUAGUAAAGAUACUACUAAAAAAGGGGCACCUGCAGUUCCUUCUGUGGAAAAAUCUGCAAGGAUACGUGUUGAUGUAGGACCACCCCAGCCACACUCUCGGGUAGACAUUGGACCUCCCCAACCACAGCCUCGUACCACACAUUAUGGAUCAACAAGUACGUGUAGUAGCAUGUCCACGGUUGACAGCACGGACGGGGCACGUAAUUCUCUUGCAUCAACCUCUACAACAACCUCUGGGUCAAGUUCUUUCUCCGAACAAAUGCUGGAGAGUUUACAAGAAAAAAGACAACAUGUGCUAAAUGAGUUAAUAGAGACAGAGAAAACCUAUGUACAGCAGCUUCAUGAUAUAUUGAGG